Molecule: messenger RNA, 2400 nt
Organism: Cladophialophora psammophila CBS 110553
Lineage: Eukaryota; Fungi; Ascomycota; Eurotiomycetes; Chaetothyriales; Herpotrichiellaceae
Exons: 1
Coding region: 1-2400 (799 amino acids)
Biological process (GO): DNA alkylation repair; DNA repair
Cellular component (GO): nucleus
Molecular function (GO): dioxygenase activity
Source: RefSeq, a predicted model, not a curated record
AUGCUAUUCGAACCUGGGUCUGUUCCUCCAGGACCGCCUAUUGAAACGAAGAAAGCCUUGAUCUUGCUCGACUUCCAAAACGACUUUGUCAAGCCCAACGGAAACCUUCCCGUCACCAACGUUGAACCCUUUUUGUCCGACCUGUUAUGUCUAGUGGACGAGUUCCGUGCCAAGGGGGAGGUCAUAUGGGUUGGCACUGAGUACAGACAAUCUCGCUCGGCCAUCUCUUCUGUGACAGGGUCUCACUCUAUUAUCCUCAAGCAACAUAUUCAGCGGCAGGAUUUAACCGAAGAAAGGAGUGAGUACUACAACGACCCGGGUCACACACGCUCACCUCGCGAAGAUCCGCUGUCGCCCUCGCCGAAUCCAGAUGUCACCCAUGAUCGAGAAGCUUUUCUCGCCCCCCUCUUGACCACCACCAAGUAUAGAUGCUGCAAGCCUGGGUCGUCGGGUGCCGACUACCCCAAAUGCAUCAAAGAGGCCAUUGAUCCAAAACGAGACCUGGUCAUGCUGAAAUCCCACUACUCAGCGUUCGACGACACAUCCCUUCUCAUGCAUCUGCGAUCCCACCUCAUCACAGAAGUCUACAUCUGCGGCACUCUAUCUAACAUUGGCGUUUACGCCACCGUCCUGGACGCCGUUUGCCAUGGCGUCCAAGUCACGCUCGUUGAGGAUUGUCUCGGUUACAUCGAUGAGACCUGUCAUAUCGAGGCGAUGCGUCAAAUGGCCGACACCUUGGGUGCAAACGGGAUCGACUGUCAGGAGCUGCGUGACGAUGUUGCCGGCCUUCUUGGUGACGUUAUCCACGAGGAGGACUAUCCCACCAGAUUCCAGGUCAGCCUGCCACCACCCGCUCGGACCACAAGGUCGCAUACCUCGAGAAGGCAUAUUCAUGACUGGAUUUCCGGCCUCGAAGCCGAGGAGGCUCCUACGGCUUCACCCGCCAAGGCCGACGGAACGCCAUCGAAAGAGAUGGACCAGAGCGGCACAAGCUGGCGUGACUCCAACACACCAAGUGAGUCAUCUCGUAGAUCCAUGAGACAUACAUCAGUUGAGCGCAGUCCUCCCCGGAAAAGAUCAACCAGUGAUCUGGAUCCCUUGGACGAAGAGCGCGCCCUUAAGUUAUCCCAAAAGCCUUCUUCCCGUCGUACCUCGACUCAUGCUGAGCAACUGAAAACCAAACAGACACAGCAAUCGACCCGAAAGCGGCGACCUUCACACGAAUCAUCAAUCAUAUCUUCUACCCCUACGACCUCGGCCCUGCACCAGACGCUUUCAACCGGAAAGCCCUCUACUCAAAAGGAAAUGUCGGAAACUGAUCAACUCGCGGCCGAAAACCCACCCCUGGAAGCGAAACAAGGAAACAACCAAGCAGCCGGUCCAAAGAAGAAAAAGACGACACCAAACAUCCUUGGUCCCGGGGACAAAUUAGGACAGGAUGACUGCAAACUCUACACCGGCAUCCUCGAUCAAACAGAAGCUGAACAAGCCUUUUACUCCUGUAGAAGUGAUAUCAGAUGGCAAAAGAUGUAUCACAGAUCCGGCGAAGUGCCUCGCUUGGUCGCUGUCCAGGGAUCCGUGUCUAAGGAUGGGAUGGAGGUUCCGAUCUAUCGACAUCCAGCGGACGAAUCUCCUGAAUUAUUGCCUUUCGAUGCAGUGGUCAACAUGCUACGGAGGGCAGCAGAAAAUAUUGUUGACCACCCACUGAACCAUGCUUUGAUUCAGUGGUAUCGCCACGGCGAGGACAACAUUUCUGAGCAUUCUGACAAGACACUCGAUAUUGUCCGGGGAUCACAAAUUGUCAAUGUAAGCCUAGGGGCACAGAGAACCAUGAUGCUAAGGGCGAAGAAGUCCGCUAUCAUAUCUAGCGAGGGGAACCGAGAUCCGGAUGCCCCGAGACCUUCCCAGCGAAUCCCUCUACCUCAUAACUCACUUUUUGUCCUCGGCCAGGAGACCAACCGGCAAUGGUUACAUUCCAUUCGAGCUGAUAAACGACCCGUUUCAGAGAAGACACCCCCCGAACUGGCAUUCGAUGGAGAGAGGAUCAGCUUCACAUUUAGACACAUUGGCACAUUUAUCAAUCUCGCCGACAACACAAUCUGGGGACAGGGAGCGACAGGCAAACAACGACGGGAUGCCAAGCCUCUACUGACAGGUGCCGAGGCGGAAAAAGAGGGCGAAGCUAUGAUUCGAGCUUUUGGGCAAGAGAAUCAUCGCAGUGCAGACUGGGACUGGGAUGAGUGGUACGGACGGGGCUUCGACGUGGUGAACUUUGAGACCAAACCAGCCGACGAGGUCGACACAGGCAUUGAGGAGAUAGGAAGCAAGACAAAGGGCGAGAAGAGGAAGAUCACCGAUGAUGGCGAAGCCCCCGUCAGGGCCGGGUCUGCACCUUUUUGA